Dioscorea cayenensis subsp. rotundata (Guinea yam) is the source of this 1268-nucleotide messenger RNA. RefSeq lists its product as uncharacterized. The coding region runs from base 61 to 1158 and encodes 365 amino acids. Gene Ontology annotation, molecular function: nucleotide binding. The transcript is spliced from 2 exons. The record is from RefSeq and is a predicted model, not a curated record. Lineage: Eukaryota; Viridiplantae; Streptophyta; Magnoliopsida; Dioscoreales; Dioscoreaceae.
UAAAUUAUUGUGCAUACAAAUCCAAUCCUCUUUUCUCUCCGCUAAGCGAGAAACAAAACCAUGGCGGCGGCGGAUGAAGAUGAAGGCGUUCCGAUCAUCCGAUUCGGCAUCAUGGGCUGUGCUGAUAUCGCCAAGAAGGUCAGCCGUGCCAUCGCCCUCGCGCCCAACGCCUCGAUCGUCGCUGUGGCGAGCCGCGACGCGGGUAAAGCUCGCCGUUUCAUCGCCGAAAACGCACUCCCUGUGGGCACGAAAGCGUAUGGGAGCUACGACGCGUUGAUCGAGGAUGAGGACAUAGAGGCGGUGUACAUGCCUCUGCCGACGAGCCUGCACGUGCGAUGGGCGGUGGCGGCGGCGGUGAAGCGGAAGCACGUGCUGCUUGAGAAACCCACGGCUUUGGUCGUUUCGGAUCUCGAUAAGAUCCUUGAAGCCUGCGAACACAACAGGGUACAGUUCAUGGACGGCACGAUGUGGAUGCACUACCCACGGACGGCUAGGAUGAAACAGGUCUUAUCGGAUCCGGACCUCAUCGGACGAAUCCAAAUGAUCCACAGUACACGUGCAUUCUCAGCCACACCAGAGUUCCUGGAGACUAACAUCAGAAUUAAGCCUGACCUGGAUUCUCUAGGUGCUCUUGGUGACCUUGGUUGGUAUUGCAUAGGAGCCAUCUUAUGGGCGGUUGAUUACCAGCUCCCAAGAUCCGCCACCGCGCUUCCGGCCGUGCACUCCAACAAGUCAGGCAUCAUAUUAGCUUGUGCUGCCUCCUUGCAUUGGGAUGACGGCAAGGUGGCUACAUUCCAUUGCUCCUUCCUUUGCAACACCGCCAUGGACAUCCGCAUCCAAGGAACUUCUGGCUCGCUCCAUGUGACUGAUUUUGUAAUACCGUACCAGGAGGACUCAGCCUCAUUCAAGCUCAUCACUGGUGCACAUUUUGCAGAACUUCAUAUUGGGUGGUCAAAGAUGCCGGACGAGGUGCUUACCCUGACUAAUCUCCCACAAGAGACACUGAUGGUGCAGGAGUUUGCCAGGCUUGUUGGGCUCAUUCUGAGCUCCGGUGGCCGCCCCGAUCCUAAAUGGCCAGAUACCAGUAGGACGACUCAACUAGUAAUGGAUGCCGUCAAAAAAUCAAUUGAUCUUGGCUUCAAGCCAGUAACAUUGUAAGCCAACAUAUAAAUCCCCAAAAUAAGAUCACUUUAAUGUCCGUUCAUACACAACCAAGUUUAGCUAGGUUUUUUUUCCCCUGAAUUAAUAAAUGUCUAAAGAGGCAAAAA